This is a messenger RNA of Chroicocephalus ridibundus (black-headed gull), 6445 nucleotides long. It is a transcript of the gene GFPT1, whose product is annotated as glutamine--fructose-6-phosphate transaminase 1. Gene Ontology annotation, molecular function: carbohydrate derivative binding; L-glutamine:D-fructose-6-phosphate transaminase (isomerizing) activity. The record is from RefSeq and is a predicted model, not a curated record. Bases 93 to 2192 code for a protein of 699 amino acids. NCBI's taxonomy places the organism in Eukaryota, Metazoa, Chordata, Aves, Charadriiformes, Laridae. Gene Ontology annotation, biological process: carbohydrate derivative biosynthetic process; fructose 6-phosphate metabolic process; protein N-linked glycosylation. The transcript has 20 exons.
GCGGGGCGUGGAGGCGGGGAAGGGAAGGGGAGGGGGGGGAGCGGUGCGGCCCCGGCGCGCAGAGGCAGCGCGGGCGCGGAACGGGGCGCACCAUGUGUGGCAUCUUUGCUUACCUGAAUUACCAUGUUCCCCGGACAAGACGGGACAUCCUGGAGACCCUUAUCAAAGGGCUUCAGCGGCUGGAGUACAGAGGCUAUGAUUCUGCAGGUGUGGGAAUUGAUGGCGGAAACGACAAAGACUGGGAAGCUAACGCUUGCAAAAUCCAGCUUAUCAAACAGAAAGGGAAAGUGAAGGCUCUGGAUGAGGAGGUUCACAAGCAACAGGACAUGGACCUUGACAUCGAGUUUGAUGUACACCUUGGCAUCGCCCAUACCCGCUGGGCUACCCAUGGCGAGCCCAGUCCUGUCAACAGCCACCCGCAACGCUCGGACAAAAACAAUGAGUUCAUCGUCAUUCACAACGGCAUCAUCACCAACUACAAGGACCUGCGGAAAUUCCUGGAGAGCAAAGGCUACGACUUUGAGUCGGAGACGGACACAGAGAGCAUCGCCAAACUGGUCAAGUACAUGUAUGACAACCGGGACAGCGACGACAUCAGCUUCACCACGCUGGUGGAGAGGGUGAUCCAGCAGCUGGAAGGUGCUUUCGCCCUUGUGUUCAAAAGUGUUCAUUAUCCUGGUCAAGCGGUCGGUACCCGGCGAGGCAGCCCCCUGCUCAUCGGAGUGCGCAGCGAGCACAAGCUCUCCACCGACCACAUCCCCAUACUCUACAGAACGGCUGUACAAUCUAUGGAUCAUUCUUUUGAUGGAAUAUCCAUAAAAAUGGAGGAAGGUAAAGACAAGAAGGGAAGUUGCAACCUGUCUCGUGUUGACAGUACCACCUGCCUUUUCCCCGUUGAGGAGAAAGCUGUGGAGUACUACUUUGCUUCUGAUGCUAGUGCUGUCAUUGAGCAUACCAACAGAGUGAUUUUCCUUGAAGAUGACGAUGUAGCAGCUGUGGUCGAUGGCCGCCUUUCCAUCCACCGGAUUAAACGCACAGCAGGCGAUCACCCCGGCCGUGCUGUCCAAACCCUGCAGAUGGAACUCCAGCAAAUUAUGAAGGGUAACUUCAGCUCAUUUAUGCAGAAGGAAAUUUUCGAACAGCCAGAAUCUGUUGUUAAUACGAUGAGAGGAAGGGUCAACUUUGAUGACUACACUGUAAAUCUCGGUGGGUUGAAGGAUCAUAUUAAGGAGAUUCAGAGGUGUCGUCGUUUAAUCCUUAUUGCCUGUGGGACAAGUUACCACGCUGGAGUUGCGACUCGUCAGGUUCUGGAAGAACUGACUGAAUUACCUGUUAUGGUUGAACUAGCUAGCGACUUCUUGGACAGAAACACCCCUGUCUUCAGAGACGAUGUUUGCUUUUUCAUCAGCCAGUCAGGUGAGACAGCGGAUACGUUGAUGGGUCUUCGGUACUGCAAAGAGCGAGGAGCCUUAACCGUAGGAAUAACUAACACAGUCGGCAGCUCUAUAUCACGAGAGACAGACUGCGGAGUCCAUAUCAAUGCAGGACCAGAGAUCGGGGUUGCGAGUACCAAGGCCUACACCAGCCAGUUCGUCUCUUUGGUGAUGUUUGCUCUGAUGAUGUGCGAUGACAGAAUUUCUAUGCAGGAAAGGCGCAAGGAAAUCAUGCGUGGUCUAAAGGGGCUGCCAGACUUAAUUAAAGAGGUGCUGAGCAUGGAUGAUGAGAUCCAGAAGCUAGCCACGGAGCUAUACCAUCAGAAGUCUGUUCUCAUCAUGGGCCGUGGCUACCAUUAUGCUACAUGUCUCGAGGGAGCUUUGAAAAUUAAAGAAAUUACCUACAUGCACUCUGAAGGGAUAUUGGCAGGUGAGCUGAAGCACGGCCCUCUUGCGCUGGUGGACAAACUCAUGCCUGUUAUCAUGAUCAUCAUGAGAGACCACACGUAUGCCAAGUGCCAGAACGCCCUUCAGCAGGUCAUUGCACGACAAGGGCGACCUGUCGUGAUUUGUGAUAAGGAAGACAUCGAGACAAUUAAGAACAAUAAGAGAACAAUCAAAGUUCCCCAUUCAGUGGACUGUCUGCAGGGGAUCCUGAGCGUUAUCCCCCUUCAGCUUCUGGCGUUCCAUCUUGCAGUUCUCAGAGGAUACGAUGUUGAUUUUCCAAGAAAUCUGGCCAAGGCCGUAACUGUAGAGUGAAAGAUCAUCUGAAUCAUAGGGGCAAAGGGGAAUUAAAUGAAAGACUUUUUUUUGGUACCAAAAUAACUUGAUUUUAAAGUCCCCUAGGUAAAUCUUAUUUUGGUGAAUCAUUGUUUGUGUAUAAGAUCACCGUAAUUCCAUUACAUUAGUGAUUGUCAAAUUGAUUCCACGUGCUAUGUCAAUAGCUUUGGGGUUUUUUGAACAAUAGACUUCCAUGAAAGAUAUUAAAUGGUUUUCUUUAAAGAUUACUGAGUCUUCUAGGUAAGGGGCCCUCCACUUUCCUUUAAGAUAUGUCAUUGUUUCUUAUCCAGUGUGGCUCAUUCCAAUUUUUGAUAAGAAACCAUUGAAUUAAUUACCUGUCAUGCUCUCAGGCAGCGAAGCAGGAUACCAGGAUAUACAACUGGAACAAGAGCUGUUACUGGUCAUGCUUGCGCAGAUAUUUUUAACAGUGAAGAAAACCGUAAACAAGCAUUUGGGGUCAGUUUCUGCCUCAUCUACAAAAGGGAAUCCAACUGACCUGUCACAGCCUUUAGGCACAGGGCAACCGUGCUAAGGAAAUAACGUUGCUUCAGAAGGAUUUUAUCUAUGCCAAAUACCUAGCAAGUGACAAUCGCAUGGACUCGCUGGGCCGCAAGGCGCUGUGUAACACCAGCACGUACCUGUAGCUGCGCCCGUGAGGACGGCGGAACUCGCUCACGCCUUCAAGUGGGAAUGGACGCGGUGGCUGGCUCGGGAAGGAAGCGUCCCAAAGCGGGGGGAAAAGACGAGCGUGAACCGUCCGCUCAGUUUGUGCUGGGGUUUUGUUGUUGCUGUUGAGGCUUUUUUUUUUCUAAAACAAGUAGAAGUCUUCCCCUGGUGAGGAUUUUUUUUUUUCCUGCCCUUGAGGUGAGCACUGUGCAUUAAAAACACGUCCUACGGAAUGAGCUUUAUGCUGCCGCAGGUCGCUUAGAAGUCUGAGCGUACAGCAGAAGGUUUCUGCCUUCUGUCUCCCCAUCAGAGAGCUGGCACUAAAGCUCCCUUUCUGAGGCUUUACCGCGUUAGCCAAAAGCCCUUAAUGAAAGCAUGGCUUCCAGUUCAUUUAGGAGCAGGUUGUAUGGGAUUUGUGUCAAAUUCAGCGGGUUUGGAAUUGGAGGGGAUAAAAAAAGGCGUGAUAGACACAGCAGAAAUACAUACCUUGGUAACAGUGUUAUAACAAGCUCGCGGAGAAUCAGAAAUUACACAGAAAAUACACCUUCAAGACUUAACGCUGACUUUUUCAAAGUCAUUAAAGGGCAGUUAGCUGUGUAUUUCCGCAUGCAAAAAGGUGAAUUCCUUACCAGCCCCAUGGGUUGUGAAUUAGCUUAACGCACGCACCACGAAGACAAACACGCCACGAGGCGUAAAGCAGCGCGUUGCCAGGUGCCGGUGACUGUGCCAGGUCACUUGCUGCCCCUGAAGAAUUGCCGUAAGAGAGAGACGCGGUGCCGGGGCCUGUCCACUGCCCGUGGAAGCCCCGCUCUGCUCGCCCAGGGGGGCUGGUCGUGGCUCUUCCCAGGCAGCGGGACUCCAGGCUGCCUCGCACAACGGCGGGCGACUGCUCCGACCGAGGCGUUUCCAAAGACGGCGUCUGCAGCAAUUCUACUUUUAUAUAAAACUGCAGUAACUAUUUAACGUCAAUUCAGUAUCGAUCAGCUCAAGGCUUGGUUUUAUUAGGAGAAUGAAGUGCUGCAAGCCUGGAAACAGCUUCUCAAAACUGAUACCUGUCUGUUCAUUAAUACAUUGCAUUCAGACUAUGAGUUUAUGGACGCGUUGUGCUGCCACAGUGUCUAUUUAAGAACAAAGUAGUAAAUAUUGCGUUUUAUUUAUACAGCAUUUGCUUAUGAGGCACUGACUCGUAACAGUUAUAUGCCUCUGCCUAAACAUGACCAGUAGCCUUCCCUGCUCCAUUUGAAGACAAUACUUGUCCUUAGGAAAAAAAAACAAUGUGUGUUCAAUGUCAACAAGUUGGAGACAGUUCCUCUUCCUCCCCCUCCUCCCACUCAGCUCACUUAAAAGCAGAAAGUGCAAACCUUUCACGUGGAGGGGUGGAACGAAGGCAGGGACCCCCCUCUUGUACCCCCGCCCCCAGCACAAGGACUUGCAGUAUCACAUCCUACGGCCUCAUUAGCGUGGGAUCGAAUGCGAAAGACCCCUGCAAGAGAAUUGUUUUAAGACCUUUUUCUCCUAUUCCACUGGAAGGAAAGCAGUAAGUGUUGCUUUUAUCUAGCCCCGUAGAGACGAUCGUCCCCUAGUUUACCGAGUCUCCUCGCAAACAGGAUGGUAGGAAUCCCUGCUCAGUAGAAGUUCGAUAGUGCAGGCUGUUAAAUAUUUAUGAAAGUUGUAUACAAAGAGGACCAAAGAACAGGAGUCUAAGUUAGAAAUGUUAAGUCCGACCCUCUCGUGUCGGGUGUAACUGUACAGCUAUCGCUGAGCUAUUUGGUUUUAUGCUGUGAUAGACAAAUCCUUAUUCUUUGUAAUUUAAGGCAUUAAAACUCACGACAGCUGCUUCCGUUUGUCAGAAGGAAAGGUAGCGGUCGCCCCCUGCGUUGGGCGAGCUGCCAGCCAGCUGCCUGCAGCGUGUAAAACUCGGCCUCCCAACGCAGAGGUUUAGUCGCUGCUUGCAACUAGGCUGUCGGGUGUCGUAGUGCUCAACAUCCGAGGAUGCUGUGGAGCACGCUUGCUAUGAAGAAUUUCUCUGAUGAGCAUGGUAGGGAAUCCGUUAAGCAUCUCGUCGUUAAUUGCCACGUCUGUGUGAAGUGCGAAUGUAUAAAGGACUCUUCUUAGCUUUCCUUACCUCAUUUUGUCUAGAUGUGUUGCAUUUUGAUGAAGAGAUGAUGUUUCUCUUUUUCCUUAGAAAACUUUUAGAGUGUCUUGUGAUAUUUAUUAACAGCCAGUCAGUCUUCUGCUCUCCAAAAUGAAUGUUUUGCUUACUGAGCCAGUAAAAUUCCCUCCUUCCUGAUUGAGGCGUUUUAAAAAUUCAGUAGCCCUGUCACUAAAAUUGAGCCACAGGUAAAUACAGAUCAAGGCCUUCGCCAUUUGGAACAGCAGCUGCCUAGUGCUGCGUACUUUUGUCAGAAUUGAUUUUGGUUUCACUGACCGUUUUCCUCACCUGUGUCUGCAGAGGAUUAAAGGGAAGCGCGCGCCCGUAGGUUCUCAGGGUGUUUUAGUUACUGAAGACCGGAGAACUUCAGGCUCAGCACAUGUUGAUCUCAAAGUCCGCACCACUAGUAGGGUUAUUUGACACACUAGAGGAAAGUGUACAUGGAAUACACUUCAGUCAGAAGGGCUUUCCCUCCCGGCUCUACUGAAGAAAGGCCGUAGACAGUUCUUUCCCAAAUUUGCCAGGUGAGCAAGUACUGUCUAAGGCGUAAGGAGGAGCCAUGACAGGGCAAAUGCCAUCUCCUUCUUAGCGUGGUCGUACCGACUUGAGGGUAAUUACGUACCGUCACCACGGGGACGCCCUUCCAGCCACGAGUCUGCCUUGGCACUCUUGUUUGGGAAGCCUCAACCCCUCUGUGCUGAAAGAGCCGGCAAGUUCACACAGGCCCUUUCGGAGUCAGGGGGGAGGGAGCUCGGGGAUGUGACGCCACACGUAAUCCCGCUCGGGAGCCUUACGACUAGCUGAGACCCACCGGCUUUGGUUAAGCUGCCGCUGGAAACAUCUGCAGGCAUAAAGAUGACCAACAAGUUGGUGCAAAAUUCGGCUUUUCUCCUCGUUAGCUGUCACUAGUCCCUGACGCUGCGAGUCACCUGGCGGCAGUGUGGCGGAGGGAGGGAGGGACUGAGAUUUCAGCGCGUGAAGUAGCACGUCAGUGUUUAGCUGUGGCUAAUUUUAGAUCCUACCUGAACGUACCAAACUUGCCUCAAAGCACGGAGUCCCUCCUCUACGUCAGGAACAGGAAGAAGAAACAAAGAAGCAUUUGGUUUGAAUGAGAGGAAAGAAAACUAUUUGCCUUCAAUUCAGUUUAUGUAAAUAGACAUUUGAAGUGGCAAAUACCACCGUUUCUUCCCUUCCAGACCCAUUUGCCUCUGCCUGUACAUAUCCAGCUGGCUUGGUGUGUGGGGACCAGUCUGUACCUUGUUUCCUGUUGUGUGCCGUACGCAGAAGAUGUCUUACUUUUGUCUGUAGCGUUUUACAAUUUGGGUUUUGUCUUUUUGCUUACUUUUUUUGUAUCUCACCCUUUGAAUAAAAUCAAGUGCCCGACAUUAAACAAGUGGAAUUACUGGUCUUUAGU